GAAGCACGGGAAGAAGAAUCGGGCUCGCACGCUGUCUGACGGUGGUACUAGCUGGCUAUACGUUGCUCGGUUGUAGAUCAUGGCUGCUUCUAAGCCAGUUGAGCCGCAGUCCGGGACUGGGCUGCCCCGCUGGCAGCUGGCACUGCUAGUCGGGACGCCCAUAGUGCUGGGAGUGGGGGCGGUUUACCUGUGGAACCGUAGCAGAACGAAGGAAAGGCAAGGCAAAGGGACCGGAGAGCGGAAAACCCCAGAAGGCAGUGCUAGUCCCGUGCAGGGCCAAGACGGCGCAGCUCGAGCCAACCGCGAGCAAGAGAACAUGAGUCCUUUGGAUCGAGCUCAAGCAGCAAAGAACAAAGGGAACAAGUACUUCAAGGCUGGCAAAUAUGAGAAUGCCAUCCAGUGUUACACAGAGGCCAUUAGUCUCUGUCCUGGAGAGCAAAAAGCUGAUCUGUCAACAUUUUACCAGAACAGAGCAGCAGCAUAUGAACAGCAGAUGAAAUGGACAGAAGUGGUGCAGGACUGCUCUCAGGCUGUGGAGAUGAAUCCACGUUAUGUCAAGGCCCUGUUCAGGAGGGCUAAAGCUCUGGAGAAACUAGACAACAAGAAGGAGUGCCUGGAGGAUGUCACAGCAGUGUGUAUUCUUGAGGCCUUCCAGAACCAACAGAGCAUGCUGCUGGCAGACAAAGUGCUCAAACAGCUGGGAAAAGAGAAGGCCAAAGAAAAAUACAAAAACCGAGAACCCAUGAUGCCAUCGCCUCAGUUCAUUAAAUCCUACUUUAGUUCAUUCACUGACGACAUCAUCUCACAGCCUCUACAAAAGGGCGAGAAAAAAGAUGAGGACAAGGACAAGGAAGGAGAGGCUGCUGAGGUUACAGAGAGCUCGGGCUACCUGAAGGCAAAGCAGUACAUGGAGGAAGAGAACUAUGACAAAAUCAUCAGUGAAUGCACCAAGGAGAUUGAGUCUGGUGGUCGAUACACUGCAGAAGCCCUGCUGCUGCGUGCCACUUUCUAUCUACUCAUUGGUAACGCUACAGCUGCUCAACCUGAUUUGGACCGUGUGAUCAACAUGCAGGAUGCCAAUGUGAAGUUACGAGCCAAUGCUUUGAUCAAACGUGGCAGUAUGUACAUGCAGCAGCAGCAGCCUCUGCUCUCUACACAAGACUUCAACAUGGCAGCAGAAAUCGACACACGCAAUCCAGAUGUGUAUCACCACAGGGGCCAGCUGAAGAUCUUGCUGGACCAGGUUGAUGAGGCAGUGGGAGACUUUGAUGAGUGUAUCCUCCUCAGGCCUGACUCUGCGCUGGCCCAGGCACAGAAGUGCUUUGCUCUUUAUAGACAAGCAUAUACUGGAAAUAACCCAGCACAAGUACAGACAGCCAUGGACGGCUUCGAGGAUGUUAUCAGAAGGUUCCCAAAAUGUGCUGAGGGCUACGCUCUUUAUGCUCAGGCUUUGACCGAUCAGCAGCAGUUUGGAAAAGCAGAUGAGAUGUACGACAAGUGCAUUGAACUGGAACCAGACAAUGCUACUACAUAUGUCCACAAAGGUUUGUUGCAGCUUCAAUGGAAACAAGACCUGGACUUGGGCUUAGACCUCAUCAGUAAAGCGAUUGAAAUUGACAACAAAUGUGACUUUGCUUAUGAAACUAUGGGAACCAUUGAAGUUCAAAGGGGCAAUCUUGACAAGGCAAUAGACAUGUUCAACAAGGCAAUAAACCUAGCCAAAUCAGAGAUGGAGAUGGCCCAUUUGUACUCAUUAUGUGAUGCAGCGUACGCCCAGACUGAGGUGGCAAGGAAGUAUGGGCUGAAACCUCCGACACUGUAACUUCUCUGCCAACUGAAUGCCAGUCUCAAGUCUUCAUUGCUGAACGUAACUGUGUUAAAAAUGCAACUGUCUGACUUGCUUUGAUUUAUAAAAAAAACAUUAAUACUGGAUUAUGAAAGGAAAAAUGGGAGAGAUGAAUAUAUAGUGUUUACAUCAUAAUAAAGUGGUGCGCUGUAGAAAGGCUUUGAUCCAGACCUCUGGUGGAGUGGAUGGGUUGUUAGGAUGGUGAUGGGUGGGUUAUCCGACACAACCCGUUUGCUUACACAUAAUUCAACCACAAAGUCAUCAAUCUCUCAACCCUUUUUUUUAUUGCUCCAAAUAAAGAGAGUGGUUGUGUUCACGAGAGAGAAACUCAUCCGUGAAUGGUCAUGUAUAGACGUCUAAAUUACUAGCAGUUUCCAGCCGUGUAUGAAAAUAAGAGAAUUGAUAAUUGUGCAGUCUAUUGAGCUGAUCGUUGAUGAGUCCUUCUGUGACACAAUCUACAGGAAAUACUGUGAGAGCUUUAUGUAGUUCUAAUGGACUGUUCACUUGUUAAUUUAUGCUGAUCUCAAGUGUUUUGUCCAUCUUCUUCCAUAUUGUAACAUAGUCCGUUCUACAUGCAAGAUUAAAAUACUAGUCCAAUGUGUCUGUGAUUGUAAUGCUGGAAUUGAUCCCAUGCAUAAGAACCGACAGAGAGGUUAGUGUAGGACCCUGAAGUUGUUUUUUUUUUUUAAUUCAGAGAAUGCCUGUUUUCUUUUUAUAUAUAUAUAUACUUUGUGCAGCAUGUUCACUUUAUAAAUAAAUGUAAAUGCGAUGCUCAAUCUGUCUUGGAACACUAGGAAAAAAUGAGACUUGGAGGAGAAAAAAAACACUUGUUUAGAAAAACCUUAAACAUCUUUGUCUUAGUUUUUGAAGAUGCUCUUUUUGAAAUGCCUCUAGUGUCAGAAGAUGUCACAAGGGAUUGGAUAUUUUGUGGUUUAUCCUAGCUCACUUAAGAUGAUAAACAUGGUUUAUUUUCUAUUUUAUUGUAAGAUGUUUAUUUUUUAUGCCACAUUUGGUUUCAUCUUUUGACAGAGAAAUCUUGAGACAACUUUAUUUUUUUUUCUCUAGGGAGCCCUAUGUUAACAUGAUUUUAACAAACUUGAGCCUUAUUUCUGUCCAACAUGCAGCCCAUAAAGUCUCCUGGUACAGUGUGUGAUUUGGUUCUCAAAUACCACCCUGUAAUCGUCCAUGAAAAAUAUGAAUUAGCCAUUACUACAAGGGGUUACAUUUUUAGAAAAUUUAAAUGCUCUUUUUCAUGGUGACAUUAAAUGAUUCAAGAGUAACGGCUUAGUUCUGUUGAAUGUGUGGUCGCACCAAUGAACUAAAUCACACUUUUCAGCAGCUGAGGAAUACUUCUCAGCAAAGCUCAAUCUCAUAUCUUCUAAAUUUUAACUUCAGACUUUACACUGACAUUCUUUAUCAUUGAUAUGUAUGGUGACCAAAGUGAAAGAGAAUAUAAAAUCCUAAUAAAGUUAUAAUUCCUGGA
Sphaeramia orbicularis (orbiculate cardinalfish) is the source of this 3329-nucleotide messenger RNA. RefSeq names its product mitochondrial import receptor subunit TOM70-like. Gene Ontology annotation, molecular function: protein binding; transmembrane protein transporter activity. Gene Ontology annotation, cellular component: mitochondrial outer membrane. The transcript is spliced from 12 exons. NCBI's taxonomy places the organism in Eukaryota, Metazoa, Chordata, Actinopteri, Kurtiformes, Apogonidae. The record is from RefSeq and is a predicted model, not a curated record. Bases 80 to 1822 code for a protein of 580 amino acids. Gene Ontology annotation, biological process: protein import into mitochondrial matrix; protein insertion into mitochondrial inner membrane.